This is a messenger RNA of Hordeum vulgare subsp. vulgare (domesticated barley), 2667 nucleotides long. RefSeq lists its product as uncharacterized. Lineage: Eukaryota; Viridiplantae; Streptophyta; Magnoliopsida; Poales; Poaceae. The record is from RefSeq and is a predicted model, not a curated record. Bases 838 to 2541 code for a protein of 567 amino acids. The transcript has 4 exons.
AGCAGAUCCUCCUUUGUUUAAUCGGCGCCGGAGGAUGAACGCAGCUGCACGCCGGUGGCGCCCGUCUCCGAUCGAGGUUUGGUUGGGCGGCAUGCAAGUGUCGUCGAUCCUGUAAUGUUCUCUUCAAAUUUACUCCUAGCUAGGGUAGUAGCAGUAUUAUACAAUUUUGAGUGGCUACAAACUUAAUUGGUAGUGGUAGUAUAUACUAUACCAAUACACGUACAUAUUGAUGCAUGCAGCAAUCCACCCACUGCAUGCAUGGACCAACCACUCGGUUCCGCAAAAUGUCCAGGUUCGCUGGGCCGGCUCACGGUCGAUUGAUUGAGCUACAGAGUACUUCUCGCCCUUACUUAAAGUGGAUCAUCAUUCACGUUCUCUGGCUGGCCAAUCUCCCACGCUAACACAUCUCCGCUUUCCAUUCUCCACGUAAUCAGACCUCCCCCAAGCUGAACAGGAGAAUCAUUCAUCCAUCCAUCCAUCCAUUCAUUCAUUCAGGAACACAAAUUAGUCUGACACAUAUCCGAUCCCCAAUCAUAUGCAACGGGCAUACAAAUACAGCUCAUGCUGCUCUCCAUCUGUAUACCUCCAGCCCGGGAUCCCCCACGCCCCAUAUACAAGUCCAUCAUCCUGUCUCCCUCUCCCCCCACCCCGAUCGUGUGCCGUCCGUGUCCAAGCAGCUGCGACUGCCUGCCUGCCUGCUCAGCUCAGCUCGAUCAUCGUCUCAUCAUGGAGCGGAUGAUUUAAGACGACUGCGCAACUAACCGGGACUCGACUUGCCAAGCUUCCAUCCUCCUCCCCUUUGAUGGAAGGCAGCCGGAGCCCGAACCCAAGGCGGCAAUGCUGAGCCAGCGCGACGCGGAAGAACCUGUCGCUGCUGUUGAGGAGGUGACGGCGAGGCCCAAGAUCCGCAAGCGGUGCGCUCUGUCGUCGUCGUCCGGCGCGUCGGGGGCUCUGAGGAGGCUGAGGCUGAGGCGAGGCGUGGUGUCGCUCCACCGGAGGGGAUCAGGCGGCGUCUCUUCGCCGUUGCCGACCAGCUGGAAGAUGUCCGAGUCGUCCUGGAACCGGGCGUGCCGCGCCGACGGGAUGCACUCGUCGGUGUCCGCCCGGAAGCUCGUCAACGCCCUCUGGCAGAUGAGCGAGGGCGGCUUGCUCGAGGAGGAGGAGUCCCGGACCGCCAGGGACGCGGCGGCGACGCACCGGCGCUGCGCGUCGUCCGUGGAGAUCUCCAAGAGGUCAAGAACGAGGAGCAAGGUGGUUCUGGAUGAUGAUCAUGGGCGCCAUUGGCUUUCAGAUAAACUGAGCAGUGCCGGCACAAUCGGGGUGCAGGCAGGCGCUCAAGACUGGAGCUCCACGUGUUCAGCGGACAGGACGGCGCGCCUGCAGGACAUGUACAACAGCCUGACGGCGUGCAAGGAGCUGGUCAGAGUCCUCGGCAACGUGUGGGGGCCGGGAGACCUGAGCCCGUCCACGGCGUCGCUCCUCUCCGCCCUGCGCUCCGAGCUCGACAUGGCGCGCGCCCACGCGCGGCAGCUCGCCGGGCAGCAGAGCAGCCGACGCGGCGAGGUGGAGCUCAUGAAGAAGCGGCUGGAGGCGGAGGCGCGCGCGUGGAAGAGCAAGCAGAGGGAGAAGGUGGCGGCCACCGUGCGGGUGGUGUGCGACGAGCUCGACGGCGAGCGGCGGUCGAGGCGGAGGGCGGAGCGGGUGAACGCCAAGCUCGGGGACGCGCUGGCCGAGGCGGAGCGGGAGCUCGAGAGGGAGCGCAGGUCGCGGGAGCGGCUGGAGAAGGUGUGCGACGAGCUCGUCAGGGGCGGCGAGGUGGAGGAGGAGGCGCGGCGGGAGGCCCAGGAGGCGCAGGCGGAGGUUGACCGGGAGCGGGAGAUGCUGCGGCUCGCCGACGAGCUUCGCGAGGAGAGGGUGCAGAUGAAGCUGCUGGAGGCGCGGCUCCAGUUUGAGGAGAAGAACGCCGUCGUCGAGCAGCUGCGCGGCGAGCUGGAGGCCUUCCUGGAGACCAAGAAGCAUGGCCUCCUCCUGGAAUUGGCAUCACCUGCCGCCGCUGAUGAAGAACACCACCAAGCUACUCACGACGUUGAUCACCAUGGGUUCUUCGAAGCUGAAGGUGCCGAUGGAACUGCUCGUGUUGACGUCGGCAAGAGGACGGACGUAGACGACGAUGGUGACGAUUCAGACGGCAGCGACAUGCACUCCAUCGAGCUGAACAUGGACGGCAAGAGCAAGGACUGCGGCGGCUGGAGCUACAGCGGCACAGCUUCCAAGGAGACGAUGGCAACGACGGCCAGGAAGGCGGCGUCUGCGGACAGCAGGGGAACGCACUACGACCCGUGGGCCGGCGGCCGGCAAUCGCUGGAGGAAUCGGAAGGAGGUCGGCGGUGGGACGACGACGACGAAGGGUGCAGCGACGUCGACGAGGAGGACUCGGAGAGGUACCAGGCCAUCAAGAACCUCAGGGAGCAGAUGCUCGCCGGCCAUGGGUUGGGCUCCAUUUUCCUGUCGGGAGCAUACGAAGGAGAUUACACGGCCUGAAAACGAUUAUGAGAUUGGUUUGGCAUGUAGCCAUGUGUGCAUAGCUGGUGGGUUCAGUCUUCCUGUACGACCAUGCAUUCUUCUUUUUUUGAAAGGUGGACGACCAUUCCUUGAUAGGAACGUCAA